Molecule: messenger RNA, 2906 nt
Organism: Punica granatum (pomegranate)
Lineage: Eukaryota; Viridiplantae; Streptophyta; Magnoliopsida; Myrtales; Lythraceae
Source: RefSeq, a predicted model, not a curated record
CCGCAUCAUCGAUCAACGGUUCCCUCCCCCGCCUCCUCCCUUCCCCUUCUCACCUCGUCACCUUCUCUCUCUCUCUCUCUGCACGGAGCGGAAACCCUGCGAUUCUCAAAACUCAGAGCCUCCGCAUUUGCUCGUUUCGGCCUCUCCUCCCUCCGCUGCGGACACCAUUUCGUCGAGGACAGUGCAGAGCAGUCAAGUCCAGAGGAUCGGUUCCGGAGGAUAAGGAGGAGGCUAGCGCCGGAGUCAGGUACGGCUACCGUGGAGUUGAACCUACGUUGAUUCGUCAUCAGUUUCCGGGGGAUUAUUUCUUCUUCUUCCUCGCGACACAAGCUUUUGACUGGUGCAAAUUGUGGUUAUUGAAAUCUCAAUUAGCACUGGUUUUGCGGGUAGAGGAGUGAUUUCUGUAGAGGAACGCAGUUGCAGUUGCUCAAUUUUCUGAGGUGAUCGCUUGAUAAUAUUUACACGAACCGAUGGCCAGCCUCCAAGAUAUCGGCGUGUCAGCUGCCAUCAAUAUUCUAACGGCAUUGGCAUUUCUAGUGGCCUUUGCCAUAUUGCGGCUUCAACCCAUAAACGAUAGAGUGUACUUCCCGAAAUGGUACCUCAAGGGGAUAAGAGGCAGCCCAACACGCUCCGGGCCAUUUGUAAAGCAAUUUGUCAACUUGGAUUGUAAAACAUAUAUAAAAUUUUUGAAUUGGAUGCCAGCAGCUUUGAAAAUGCCAGAACCUGAGCUCAUCGAGCAUGCAGGCCUUGAUUCUACUGCAUUCAUCCGGAUUUACCUUCUUGGGUUGAAAAUAUUUGUCCCCAUCACUUUCCUUGCUCUAGUGGUUUUGGUGCCUGUGAAUUGGACUGGUAAAACUUUAGAGACUAUACAAAAUGUAACGUUUAGUAACAUUGACAAGCUCUCCAUAUCAAAUGUCCCAUCUGGAUCAGCCCGAUUUUGGGCACAUCUGGUGAUGGCAUAUGUCUUCACAUUUUGGAUAUUCUAUAUUCUAUACAAUGAAUAUAAGAUUAUGGCAAAUAUGAGGUUGCAUUUUUUAGCAUCCGAAAAUCGCCGUCCCGAUCAAUUUACUGUUCUUGUUCGAAAUGUUCCUCCGGACCCAGAUGAAUCUGUCAGUGAGCAUGUGGAGCAUUUCUUCUGUGUGAAUCAUCCUGAUAACUACCUCACACAUCAGGUUGUCUACAAUGCGAAUAAGCUCGCGAAAUUGGUUGAGAAGAAGAAGAGCCUACACAAUUGGCUUACCUACUACCAGAACAAGUACGAAAGAAAUCCUACAGAAAAGCCAAUGACUAAGACUGGAUUUAUGGGUCUAUGGGGAACCAAAGUGGAUGCUGUAGACUAUUAUUCUGCUGAAAUUGAGAAGUUAAAUCAAGGGGAAGCAACAGAACGAGAGAAGGUUAUAAGUGAUCCAAAUGCUAUUGUUCCUGCUGCCUUUGUCUCAUUCAAGAGCCGAUGGGGUGCAGCUGUCUGUGCUCAGACUCAGCAAUCACGAAACCCCACAAUCUGGUUAACAGAAUGGGCGCCGGAGCCCCGCGAUGUCUACUGGGCUAAUCUUGCAGUACCUUAUUUCGAGCUUACCAUUAGAAGAUUGCUGAUGGCCAUCACUCUAUUUUUCCUCACCUUUUUCUUUAUGAUUCCAAUAGCAUUUGUUCAAUCUCUGGCCAACAUCGAGGGUAUUGAGAGAGUUCUUCCCUUUCUAAAGGGAUUGAUCGAAAUGCCCACAGUGAAGUCCGUCAUUCAAGGCUUCCUCCCUGGAAUUGCUCUAAAGAUCUUCCUCAUCAUACUCCCGAGCAUUCUCAUGUUGAUGUCAAAAAUAGAAGGCUAUGCAUCUCUCUCAUCUUUGGAGAGAAGAUCAGCUGCAAAAUAUCAUCUGUUUGUAUUGGUGAACGUCUUUCUUGGAAGCAUCAUAACUGGAACAGCAUUUCAGCAACUCAAGUCGUUCCUUAACCAGGCACCAACAGAGAUUCCAAAAACGGUCGGUGUCUCCAUCCCAAUGAAAGCCACAUUUUUCAUCACUUACAUAAUGGUCGAUGGCUGGGCUGGUAUAGCUGCAGAAAUCCUUAGAUUGGUCCCUUUGAUCAUCUUCCACUUAAAGAAUACAUUCUUGGUCAAGACAGAGAAGGACAGAGAGCAGGCGAUGGACCCAGGCUGCUUGGAUUUCGCUACAUCUGAGCCUCGUAUUCAAUUAUAUUUCUUGCUGGGGUUUGUCUAUUGUGUGGUUACGCCUAUUCUUCUUCCUUUCAUCGUGGUCUUCUUUGCCUUCGCCCUCAUGGUUUUCCGCCACCAGAUUAUUAAUGUAUACAACCAAAAAUACGAGAGUGGCGCAACUUUCUGGCCAGACGUUCACCGGCGCCUGAUUAUUGGCAUGGUAAUCUCUCAGCUUCUUCUAAUGGGACUGCUGAGCACUAAAAAUGCAGCCAAAUCGACUCCCCUGCUCGUUGUGCUGCCUGUUUUGACCAUCUGGUUCCAUAUAUUCUGCAAGGGACGCUUCGAAUCAGCUUUUGUGAAGUUCCCUCUAGAGGACGCGAUGGUGAAGGAUACACUGGAACGGGCUACUGAACCAAACUUGAACUUGAAAGCCUAUCUUCAGGAUGCAUACGUGCACCCGGUUUUCAAGGGUGGAGACCUAGACAGGCCUUCGGUCAUCGAUGAGGAGGAGAAUAACCCGCUCGUCCCUACAAAGAGGAACUCGAACCGCAGCAGCAAGUUCGGCUCUGGGAGAAGUUCCGACGUUGAGCUUUAAGAACGACAGGGAAAAACCCGCAUUAGUGCAUUCUUUCACUCGCCAAUUAACGAUGUGCUCUUUUUGAAAAUUAUUUUGAUAAUAGAUGUAUAUAUUGCUGUAGGAGUAUUUUUUUGAUAGAGGAAGAAGAGGACUGAAGGGCAAUUUAAUUAAGGUGUUCGAAUA